AUGGCUGACGAUGGAAUGCUUUUGAACUUCGCUUUCAGCGAUAAUGUGAUUAAACCCGAGGCUAAAUUCAAGGGAGGAACAUGGCGGGCCCGCCUCUCAGCAAAGAAGCGUUCCCAGCACAAGCCCACCGGCGAUGGUGAACCAGGGCAACGAAAUGCGGACUCAAAGAACCCCAAUAAGAUUCAGAUCCCCGCCACCUUCAACAGACCCGCGAAGCGACAAAGGACCGACGAUUCCACCGCUCCUGGCGGCCGGCCUAACCACCGAUCACACUCUCAACAACAGCCACGCCGGCAUCCUGGCCAAUUCGCCUCCUCGCUUUUCACCAGCAACCCGGAAUCUAAAACUGCCGACGAGCCCAAACCUGAAGAAGUGGUGGAAGAGGCGCAGCCGACAAAUGCUGCUUUGAUUGAUGGUAUCGAUACUUUUACCAGUCUGGGCUUGUCGCCCAGUUUGGCAGCACACUUGCUCACCAAACUGGAGCUGAAGGCACCGACUGCGAUUCAAAAGGCUUCAAUUGAGCAAUUGUUGAAGGAAGAGACGGAUGCGUUCAUUCAGGCUGAGACCGGUUCAGGAAAGACUCUUGCUUAUUUGCUUCCGCUGGUCCAACGAAUCAUGGAUCUCUCGAAGGCGGCAGAGAAGGAGGGUAUUCACCGAGACAGACAAGGUGUUCAUCGAGAUAGUGGUCUUUUCGCGAUCAUUCUUGCACCCACCCGUGAAUUGUGCAAGCAGAUUUCUGUCGUUUUGGAGAACCUCCUGCGAUGCGCGAACUGGCUCGUCUGUGGUACGGUGAUUGGUGGAGAGAAAAAGAAAUCCGAGAAGGCUCGUCUAAGGAAAGGUCUCAAUAUCUUGGUCGCCACUCCCGGACGUCUGGCAGAUCAUUUGCUCAACACACAAGUUCUCGAUGUCAGCAAUGUGCGUUGGCUGGUCUUGGACGAGGGUGAUCGUUUGAUGGAUUUGGGUUUCGAAGAGGAGUUGCAGGGUAUCGUCAAAAAGCUUGACGAGAGACAGCAGGCCAGCCACAUUCCUGGUAUUCCGACACGGAGGACUACAGUUCUCUGUUCAGCUACAUUGAAAAUGAACGUACAACGUCUAGGAGAGAUCAGUUUGAAGGAUGCAAUCCAUAUUAAGGCGGACCCAUCAGAUGAGGAUGGGGAAGCUCGCACCGACAAUGCAGAGGAAUCCUUCCGCGUGCCAGCUCAGCUGAAGCAAUCCUAUGCUAUUGUGCCCGCGAAGCUGCGUCUGGUAUCAUUGACUGCCUACCUCAAACGAACAUUCGUUCGGAAAGGUUCCGUCAUGAAGGUGAUUGUUUUCGUUUCUUGUGCCGAUUCGGUCGAUUUCCUCUUCGAGGUAUUCUCCAGAAAGUAUGGCACAAGAAUUCCAAAGUCCAAACAUAAUGAUGAAGAUGAAGAGGAAAAAGAAAAAUUGAAAGAAGAAGAGAAGCAAGAACGCGAGAAGCUCUCUCCUCAUGGCACUAUUGCUCCUGCCGAGUCCUUUUCCACGCCCACAAAUCCCGUCACUAUUCAUCGACUACACGGUUCGCUGCCACAGCACGUUCGAACCGCCACCCUUGGUUCCUUCUCCAAGGGCAGUGAUGCCUCAGUGAUGAUUUGUACUGAUGUUGCCUCCCGUGGUUUGGAUCUUCCCAACGUCGACUUGGUCAUUGAAUAUGAUCCCGCGUUCAGUUCCGACGAUCACACUCACCGUAUCGGUCGUACCGCCCGUUUGGGCCGCGACGGACGUGCCUGUAUUUUCCUCCAGCCCGGUUGUGAAGAGAACUACGUUGAGAUCCUCAAACGUGGCUACCGCGACGGAGGCAAGGCCCUUACCCGCACCGACGCGAACGAAAUCUUGAAACGUGGUUUUGGUGCCACUGCCGAAUCAACAAGCAAGAACUGGGAAGAGAAGACCACCGACUGGCAGAUGGAUGUUGAGCGCUGGGCUCUCGAUAACCCCGAGUAUCUGGAAAUGGCUCGUCGCGGAUUCCAAUCUCAUGUCCGUGCUUACGCGACUCAUAUUUCUGCUGAGCGAAGCAUGUUCGACAUCAAAGAACUUCACUUGGGACAUCUUGCCAAGGCCUUUGCUCUUCGUGACCGACCAGGUAAGAUUAAUGUGCCUGGUCUACGCCAAGGAAAGGAGGAUACGAAGAAGGACUUCAAGGCGGCUCGGAAUGGACCUGCUGGUGGUAAGAGGAAGGCCGAUGACAUGCCUUCUUCGAAUGCCGAUGAGGCAGCACGGAAGAUGAGAGCCAAGAUGAGAGAACAGCAUGCCGGUGCCAGUGAAUUCAACCUGGCUUGA
Messenger RNA from Penicillium verhagenii, 2298 nucleotides. RefSeq names its product putative ATP-dependent RNA helicase (gene dbp7). Gene Ontology annotation, molecular function: nucleic acid binding; ATP binding. Gene Ontology annotation, cellular component: nucleus. The transcript has a single exon. The record is from RefSeq and is a predicted model, not a curated record. Gene Ontology annotation, biological process: ribosome biogenesis. The coding region runs from base 1 to 2298 and encodes 765 amino acids. NCBI's taxonomy places the organism in Eukaryota, Fungi, Ascomycota, Eurotiomycetes, Eurotiales, Aspergillaceae.